CACAGGCGGCGGCUGCGGCGGCUCGUUUUCCAUAAACGUUAGGACCGGGUACAAUGCUCAUGCGAACACCGCUGGGAGCGCAUUCUCGCCGUGUUCGUCUUCGGUGUCGGAUGGUCGGUGCCGUUCCGGUACGCGCACUUCUGCUCUCUCGCUCUCCUUAUUCGCCGGCUAUAACAGUGGUAGAAGCAGCAGACAGCAGGCAGCAGCAUCACACAAAACAGUUUGCGCUCGGUGCGUUCGGUUUCGUAAAGGCGGAGGGCGGCAAACAUCUGUGCCGCAUCAGACGUACACACACAACACCGCAUAUUAUCUCGCCAGCCGCACAACAUGCUGCCGCCAGCUGGUGGUGCGAGCGUCCGUCCGUCAUCAGUCUGCCGGCUAGCAUAGAAAGGGAAACAGCUGCGUCGUCGUCGCAGUAGGCCUUCUUUCUGGUUCGUUUUUUUGUGUUGUUCUUUGCAAGCCGCGAGUUUGGCCAACGACGAAACCGUGCAAGAAAGCACGGAUGUGUUAAUGUCGUGACGAAGAGUUUUCUAGUGCAACAGAACAGAAUUGCGCGCUCUCGCAAGUGUUGUUUGCAUAAAAAGAGGUGACAGAUGCGUUCAAUUAGCCCGACGUGAGCUGGCCGGGCGAGUGUUUGUGUUAGUUCUAAGGUGUCCGCAAGCUUGAAGAGACCUGCUUUGGUUGACCUAGUAAAAAGUGCUGUGAACAGAAAGUGUUUCUUGAUUGAGCAUUACGCUAUCAACGUUUCUAAUACUCUUAAAAGUGAUCCAAGAUUGGUCCAAAAUUUGUGAGUUUUAUUUGCUGUGAGGUGAGAAAGAGGCUUCUUCCAACAACAAACCGAUCAGCUGUUCCAUUCGUGCCGUUUCCGCUGUGUUGUUUCCAGUUUUACCGGUGUCGUCGGUGUAGCCGGUUUCAGCCCCCCAAAAAAACCCCAGAACGCCUUCCGGUGAAGCACGUGCGCGCGCGUUCCAUCACGCUCUCAGUGUUCUCUCUCUCUGUGUUCGCUGUGCGUUUACUCCAGCUUCGCAAACCGGUCGUUAUCCUUCGUUCGAACAGUAGUGGGUGUUUGUGUAAGUUCUACCAUCUUUUCGUUCGCAAUAAAACCAAACCGUUCCAGUCCUGCCGUUGGACUGCUUCCAAGGAUUCAUCGAACGAGCGAAACAUCCCCAGUACUUCGAGAAAGAUGGCGCUAGAUGGUAAAGCAAUCAAAGAAGAAAUACCAGACAAAGAUACGUACGAGACCAGCGCUCGUAAGUUAAAAGGCAAAGAACAAUGCCGCACGCCGGACUCACCGGAAGGCGCCCGUGUAGUGGCGCCCCGGUCGCCCAUCUCGCCCCAGAUCUCGCAGCAUCACAGCACGCUCGUGCCGCCCCGGUCGGCCUCGUCACAAGUCAAUCGCCACGGGAGCUCGUCACCGCCCGGCACGGUCAACGGUGGUGGUAGUGGCAGCAGCCUCGGCAGCCUGACCCCGCCGCCGGCCAUCACGCCCGCGUCGGCAGCGGCCGUGGCCGCGGCAGCAGCGGCAGCCGCCGCCCAGCAGGACACCGCCAAGCUGCUGAAGAUCCGCCGGUUCCUCGGUGCGCUCGUGCAGUUCGGCCAGGACGCAAACGUCGACACCGGCGAUCGGGUGCGCGCCCUGGUGCUGUCGCUAGCGAGUGGCGCUAUCACAGUGGACGAAUUUCAGCUCGCCGUACAGGAGGCGACCAACUUUCCGUUGCGCACGAACGUCGUCCCAUUCCUGAAGUCGCACGUUCCAGUACUGCAGCGAGAGAUCAACAUACUGGCCCGAUCGAAUAAGCAGACAUCGGCCCAGUACGUCCGUUCGAACGAGAGCAGCGUGAUGGAGUACGUCCAAAAUUUGGCCGAAACGGCCGAAAUAUUUCUACCGCACGAGGGUACGUUCGCUUCCUCGGUGACAGCUGCAGCAGCGGCCGCCGCAGCCGCAGCAGCUGCCGUGGCGAGUGGUGCAGCCGCUGCUGCCGCCGGUGGACCAGCUGCCGGUGCCACCGUCAAUGGGUUGGGCCUGAAACGACGAGCUUCUGAUAACUUAUACGACACACAUUCAUCGGGACCACCGGAAUGGGGUGACUACGUGCUGCCGCCGACGAAACGUCCCCAUCCUUCGCUUCUGCUUGCAUCCGGCGCUUCGCAGCUCUAUCCCGGCCAUCCGGCACUCUUCGAAUAUCAGAACGGUGGCUUACAUCCACAUUCCGAUGGUUUGCAUUCCAUUCAUCGAGACGAUCGGGAUUUGCGUGCCGGCUCGACCGAAUCUCACCGACCACCGAGAAUUCCUCCGGGCGGUGGAAGUGGUGGCGGUGGUGUAGGUGGUGGCAGUGGCACUGGAAGCACCGGAAAUGGAACGCUGGGCAGUGGUAGCAUAAGCGGUGCCUCGAUCGGUGGUGGCGGUGAGGAGGAGUGGAAAAACAUUCACACAAUGCUGACCUGCAUUUCGGCGAUGGUGGAGAAGACGAAGCGAGCGAUCUCGAUCCUGCAGCAGCGCGGUAUCGAUAAUAACCAUGCGCGCGACCAUCAGGACAGCUCGAUGGCUGACAUUAAGCGGCAGACGGAGGAGAAGAUCUCGGAGUUCCGCCGAACGGCGGAAGAGUCCGUGAAUCAGGUGAAACGGCAGGCCGUCAUGGAGAUACAGCGUGCGGUAGCGGCAGCGGAAGCGCGAACGCUGGAAAUGAUCGCCCAGGAGCGCUUAAAGAUGGAGAAGAUGUACGCGGACAUUCAUCGUGGUAGCAGCGUGCCGGACGAGACGGAGCCACCGAUAACAACUGGUAGUCAGAAUGCCUGCUGGAACUGUGGAAGAAAGGCAAACGAAACCUGUUCCGGCUGUAAUCUCGCACGGUACUGUGGCUCCUUCUGUCAGCACAAGGAUUGGGAUCAGCAUCAUCAGGUCUGCGGUACAUCACGCGCCGAGAACAGCUUUCAGAAGCACACGCAAAGCUCUCGCGCUUCGAUAGCGUCCCGGUCGACUACACCGCAGCAGCAGAGCAACAGUACAGCCAACGGCACUGCUGCCACCGCAAAAUGACGGACUAAACCGCUGAAACCUAAGAAAAAGUAUCUGUGCUAGUCAAAUUACAGUCGGCAGAGUUUGGAAGAAGCAACCAGCAAUGGGCAAUUAAUGUAGUGUUCCCAGGUCUCGUCCCAGAUAGAUCGCCCCCCUAGGUGCUCGUUAGGAGUGGCUCAGUUACGGCACGGGGCAGCCCGUACGAUAAUUCAUUUACCGGCGCAGCUAGUGCGUCGGUGGUAGUAGUUUUUUUGGUUAUGUUUUAGCGUUUAACGUUAGUUCAAUACCUAAGUUUCAACACAGUUUUAACACAGUGCAAUAUGAUGAUGAUUUUCUUUCUGUUCUGUAGCGAUACAAAACAUGGUAACCAGGAUUAGGGAAGGUUUUAGGGAAUAGUGCGAGAUGAAGGAGAAAAAAGAAGGAAACAAAAACAGCCAAACAAUGUAAGGUUUAUUACUUUAAUCCCAAAGUAGAUGUUGACCAAAAUAAUUAAAGAUGAAACCCCUUAGCCGUAGCUAUUGUAAGCAAAACGAUGACGAUCGAUGGAAAUUACUUCUACCACAACUAAACAAGCAGAGCGCUCACUUAAGCUCACCUACAUAGUCAGUAGCGCAUCAACACUACAAUGAAACUCACACUCACACAAACAAACUCACUAAAUGCACAGACAAAUUCUGCACAAAUUGUUCGUUUUUUGGUGUAUGCACCACUAUCCCGUCUGCCCUCAUAUAAAUAUCGAACGUGUGUGUAACGUGGAUGGAAGCUUCGUAACAUAUGAGUAGCAAAACCGAAAUGAUAGGAUUUUGUAAUUUUGUUUUUUAACAUUUAAAUCAGCCCACCAAAUUUAUUUGUAUCUCCAUGGAAAUUUAAAACCAUUACUAAUGAAUAUAAUUAAGUGUUCAUCAGGCAGAAUUCAAUGGUUCACCUGCUCCAUAUACCAAUUCGCAUCAAUCGGUAGAGGUCGGAUUCGAUAAAAUAGUUUUGUAGAUACGUUAUAAUUGUUAACUAAUUUAUUUAUACAAUUGUAGCUUAAUGAUUGUUUAUCUUUUUGUAACACAAAAUUGCUUUUCCUUUUCGUUCACAAAACAGCAAACAAACAAAUACUUUCAUUACAGAUUAACCGAUAGAAGCUAGAGCUCUCCUAGCUAGUAAUAUAUUUUUAACAUUAGUCAAAUAAAAAAAGGUAAACACUUCAAUCGAAGAAUGUGAAACUUAACUUGAAACAAACAAACAAAAAACAGGAAUAAAAUUCGUGAUUUAAUCACCUAGUUGCGUUGUUGGACUUACAUGCGUCUCCUUCCUACUCCCGGCAAUCGCUAUCAUUCUCCAGCAUGAUCGAAUGCGUGCCGAGAAGCGGAUAAAUACUGUGUUGAAAAUAUUGGCACAUUGCCAAACGCUAGCAAGCAGCAAACUGUACUGUAAAUAGCUACAUUCUGUACAACCUAUUGCCAACUCUUGAUCACACUUCGACUACCCGUACCGAUGUAAAAUUAAUCAAAAUAAAUGAUGAAAUAAACCAAAAACUGUAUUUGUAAAACGAGCACCAUAAGUGGAGUAUUU
Anopheles coluzzii is the source of this 4576-nucleotide messenger RNA. It is a transcript of the gene nvy, whose product is annotated as protein CBFA2T3. Gene Ontology annotation, cellular component: nucleus. Gene Ontology annotation, molecular function: transcription corepressor activity. Lineage: Eukaryota; Metazoa; Arthropoda; Insecta; Diptera; Culicidae. Gene Ontology annotation, biological process: negative regulation of DNA-templated transcription; DNA-templated transcription. The transcript has 10 exons. The record is from RefSeq and is a predicted model, not a curated record. Bases 1184 to 3037 code for a protein of 617 amino acids.